AUGGGGCUGACUAUCGGAGAAAUCGCUGGUGUGAUCAACGUCGGUGUCGUUCUAUUGCAAUUCACCUUCCCACUUCUCCUUGUAUACAUCUUGGCCGGUAUCGUCCCCGAACGAAGCAAUGCGAUUACAUGGCAAGAAUGUCCUGUUCAGAGCCAGUCUGUUACCGGGCGCUUCUUGAAUGGCUCGUGGUGGCCGACGAUUUUGAGAACUGAUGGCGCUGCCAUGUCUAAAGUCAGCAAUAGAGUGAUCUUUAUUUCAACCUUCUCGACGCUAGGUUUUGCCCUACUAGCAGUCGCUGCGGUCCUGACACCUCUUGGUCUGCACAACACGAUCACGGCCACCUCGGUACAGGCCAGCGAAUUUGUGUAUGCUCGAGAUGUGUCCCCAAUUGGUCAAGCCACCCUUCCUCGAGAUGACUACAACACUAGUCGAACUUGUGGCUGGCUCAUGUGGACAAGUUGUCCUGGUCAGUAUCACGGUUUCUACACCACGACAAACGAAAGCGGAGCGUACCUCAACUGGGAUUCUGACGAUGCAUAUAUAUCUACGGUCGUCCCUGAGAAUCUCACAACGCUCUUUUCCACUGGACAUGAAGGCGAUCGCGCCACAGUCGCCACCCCUUUCGAUAUUGAAUUUAGAUCAUACACACUAGUGAGCGAUGUCGAAGAACAAGAAAGUGUCCUCUUGAACAGCUCCUCGCCGGACUUCAAGAUUGACCAUUAUGCUAAGCGCACCCAAGGAGAAAUCCAGUACGGAGAUAUGAUUGUUUUGGCGGACGAUUUCGUUAUCCGAGAUGGGGUGGUCGCAGAUAUGAAGAAAGGGGGCCUUGGAUUCAGGAAUCAUACAAUCCCUCGAAAUGUUCACUCGGGAGCAGAUUGGACUGAGGCUCUCCUGUGGCUUGAACCCGAGACGGAGUGCGUUAACAACAACCUUACUGUCGAGUUUGGCAUUCCAGAGGACGCAGGAUAUCAGGAAACCUAUCUGGUCGACUACGGUGGCAUCACCGAGCGACUGACGGAUUAUCCUUACAUCGACCUGAACCAAACUCAAGUUCGACCCGAAUUGUACGCACGAGCUCAUAAAGGGGCCGUUCUGAUGAACUUCAAUCUACGUCAACAAUUGAAUGUGUCGACAAACAACGCGAGUUAUUAUGGCAAGAAAUUCUUGCUACCCAGCUCCUAUUACACGCCUGGUGUGGUGAGCAUUGGUACCUUUGACAGCGGCAUACCAGACACAUAUCUUUCAACCGACCCAGAGCAGAACAUCACCUUGGUUGAGAGCAUUGGCCUUGUCACCUCUGGAUAUGGUGGUAUGGACCAAGCGAACUUCUCACACAUCGCCAAUAUCGGUGGUACGGUGCUUGGAGCCUUCUCAAAUAUUGACAAGAGCAACCACAAUGGCCGCUUUGAUCCAGGUACUAACUACAGUGCACCCCUAUUCUCCUGUUCCACCUCUGUUCGUGUAUUCAUCAUGAAUGUGACUUUCUUCAUGAACGGGACAUCUUCAUUGGAGAACCUCCAGAUUCGAUCGACAACGCCACAAACGUACUCCUCGAACGCCACAACGCCACUUUGGGCUGUGGAAAACACAGGUGGGAUGAAUAUAUCAGACGUUCAACCUAUCUGGGGCCUAGUCGGCGACGAAUACGAGCAUGACCCAAGACUCUGGACGAUACGCCGUGAAUACAUGUAUCUUCCCGCAGGCUCAUCAGCUAUGGGACUUGGUAUGCUGAGCACUUCAGACUCUCUCGGCUGCGGCGGGCCUAUCAAUACCCUUGAUAUCCUCUACAACGGACUGGACUCGGGCGGCCAACAGUUUCCUGAUUUUAGUGGCAUCACAUCCCUCCCUUUGAGGCAAAAGUGGCAAAAGCUCUCGCAGACGAAAGAGGGAAUCGCCACCAUGAUGGCCUUGAUUUGGACCGACAUAACGGCGAACUACGUCACCUCCUCUCGCAGCCAGCUCAACUCAAAAUUCAACAGCGUGUCAACCUACAUCCAACGUAAGGAACAGAAUAUACCAAGCAGCUCACCCGUUGAGGUCCUCACUUACGGCCUGGUCAUCCGAUACCAUAUCCCUUACGCGAUCGUCGCGAUCGUCUUCCUAGCCGUGUAUCUCGUUGUUGUGGUGGCAGCGCUAGUCAUGUGUAUCACCCAAAAGUCGACCCUCCAUCUGUUAAAGUCCCUGCUUAAUCAGACAUCCGUGGGACGAGCCGUGGUGAACGAGCGCUGUAAAUAUCAAGGAAGCAGAGCAAUGCAGACCAAGUACAUGAGCACGUCUGAGUGGAUCCGUGACCACGGUAGCGAGGAUAUUGCUAUAAUUAAGGAGAGGAAGAGAGGACAGAGACGGCGCAAGGACUCGGGCCCAGGCAUCGCGCAGGAAUAUCUACCUGUUGAGGGACAAGGGGAAGGCAGUCCAAAUCUUCAUGGGAAGAGAUGA
This is a messenger RNA of Rhinocladiella mackenziei CBS 650.93, 2436 nucleotides long. RefSeq lists its product as uncharacterized. The record is from RefSeq and is a predicted model, not a curated record. NCBI's taxonomy places the organism in Eukaryota, Fungi, Ascomycota, Eurotiomycetes, Chaetothyriales, Herpotrichiellaceae. The coding region runs from base 1 to 2436 and encodes 811 amino acids. The transcript is spliced from 5 exons.